This is a messenger RNA of Racocetra persica, 234 nucleotides long. NCBI's taxonomy places the organism in Eukaryota, Fungi, Glomeromycota, Glomeromycetes, Diversisporales, Gigasporaceae. The record is from the annotation of a GenBank genome assembly.
CCAAUAGAAUCUGAUUCAUUGGAAAAUCCUAUAGGAAAAUUACAACAUUGGGCUCAAUCUAGAGGGUUUAAAAUACCUGAAUAUAAGCACAUUGAAAAACAAUUUGAAAAUAGACCAGGUUUCGAAUGUGAAGUUAUUAUUGAGGGUAAAAGUUAUGGUAUUGGCUUGAGCAGUAAUAAGAAGGAUGCAAAGAAAAAAGCGGCGAUUAAUGCUCUAGAAGCAAUUUCCGUAUAA